Molecule: messenger RNA, 1267 nt
Organism: Periophthalmus magnuspinnatus
Lineage: Eukaryota; Metazoa; Chordata; Actinopteri; Gobiiformes; Gobiidae
Gene: tpk2
Product: thiamin pyrophosphokinase 2
Exons: 8
Coding region: 121-1023 (300 amino acids)
Molecular function (GO): 8-oxo-dGDP phosphatase activity
Source: RefSeq, a predicted model, not a curated record
AUGCGCAGAUGCAGUGCCUGCGUUCAGUGUUUAGAACAUUUGUUACGUAGAUGUUGGCAUUAUUUGGAACAGGAGAACAGUUUGGAUUGUUUUAGCAGCACGAGGAGGAGCGCGUGUUAAAUGGCGGGCUGUGCCUGGGCUGAGCGCGUUUUGCAACUCCUGCGGCGCAUGAACGGUUUCUGUUCUUCAGGCUCCAGUCGCAGUCAGUGCUUUCCUUUCGAGAUCGACGGGGUCCAAGUGGGCUGGGUUCCUCCUCACGUCGCCUCACAGCUGAAGUCUUAUCCAGAGGUUUUCAGUGUGUUCCCAGGGGGCGCUGUGUUCCUGUCUCCCAGUCUGGACUCUUACACCAGAAGGUCUGAGGCUGUGGACGCUGUGUUGCAGAACUUCAGGAAACAAGGCUCCUUCCACUGUCUCAAAGGAUGGAGGGAUGAGAAGUACAGUGUCAUGGCCCGAUUCUGUGACCCUCCUCUCAUGUGGAUGGAGAGAGCCGCGACAAGUCUGUUCGGGGUGACGCGGUAUGGAGUGCAUAUAAAUGCUUACACGGUCAGUGCCAGUGGAGAGGUCAGCAUGUGGCUGGCACGCCGCUCGCCCACCAAGCAGACGUACCCCGGGCUCUUGGACAAUAUGGCAGCAGGGGGUCUGGCCGCUGGUGUGGGCAUCCAGCACACAGCUGUCAAAGAGUGUGCGGAGGAGGCAUGUGUCCCUGCGGAGCUGGCUCAGAAGGCUCUCCCGGUGAGCACAGUCAGUUACACGUAUGAGGAUGAGGAGGGCGUGUUUGCGGAGAGCCAAUUUGUCUUCGAUUUGGAGCUGCCUCAGGAAUUUAGACCAGCCAUAGGAGAUGGAGAAGUGCAAGAAUUCUACCUGCUGCCCAUCAGAGAGGUCCAAGAUCUGCUGGCCACAGAUGACUUCAAACCCAACUCUGCCAUGGUGGUGCUGGACUUUCUCAUUCGACAUUCUUUCAUCCACCCAGAUACAGAACCGUUCUAUCAGGAGUUCGUGACUGGGCUACACCAACAGCUAUAGCAGCUUGGGAAGUGAUGACCACUGCUACAUUAAGCACUGUGUUUAAGGCAAAUGCACUACCAUUUUAGAUUUAAAUAUGUAAAAUAAUUGUUUUAAAAUUCACAGUAAAAACUAUGAUUUUGUACAGCAAUUAUUACAAUAACACUGUAAUAAUCUCUGUACAAAACAUGAACUCAGCAAUGGCUGGUGAAUUAGAAAUUGACAUAAAAUAAUAAACUAUUUUAUUCAGACUAUUUUACACUAC